Messenger RNA from Diospyros lotus (date-plum), 1083 nucleotides. RefSeq lists its product as uncharacterized. The record is from RefSeq and is a predicted model, not a curated record. The transcript has 3 exons. The coding region runs from base 328 to 816 and encodes 162 amino acids. NCBI's taxonomy places the organism in Eukaryota, Viridiplantae, Streptophyta, Magnoliopsida, Ericales, Ebenaceae.
UGCAAGAUCAUGUACUACGUUUUUUUUUCGUUUUAAACGUUUUCCCUUUGAUCCUCUUUGAUAAUCCAUGAUUUUUAUUGAUAUCGAGGCAAAAAUGUUCAUAAAUUUCAGUGCGCUUUUGUGGAAAAAUUUAAUUUUUGUCUCCACCACAGCCAAAAUUGCUUGUUUCCUCGUGUUAAUUUUGGAUGAAUGAGUUGAUUUUAAUCUGGCCACUGAUUUGGGUUUGUGAAAACCUCUUUGGAAAGUAGGGGUAGGCUGCGCAGAAAACAAGUCCCCCCCAUCCCAAAUUGCAUAAGAGGACAAGUUAAUUUGUAAUCUGCUUUGAGGAUGUCCCCAGAGCAUGACAUUUUGCAAGAGUCGGGAAUGCAAGAUCGAAGUAUGUUACUACCCGAGGAAACUUCAGUUCCCAAGUCACGAAAAAAGAAACCCUCAACCCAAAAGUCUUCCAUGUUUCAACAAGGGAAUAAUGUGAAAGGAUUUCAAGAAAUGCUGCCGCCUCUUCCAGCUCAAACAGGAAAAAAAACCUCCAAAAGAGGGUUGAAGAAUGAAGUUUCUCCAUUGUUCCAACGCCCUGAGACCUCACCUUCAGAUUCAUUGCCGGAUUCAUCCUCAUCUGGAAAUGAGUACCGAGCACUGAGACGAAAAUAUUUGCUGCUAGAAGAAGAAAGCUUUGGUUUGGGGAGAGAGUUGAGAGAAGUUGAAGAUGAGGUCAAAACCCUUGAACAGGAGAAGCUUGCACUCUUAGAUGAGCUUGUCGUGCUAGAAGGCCUAAUUGAUCCUUCAGAGUUACGGUCCCAGGGCCAGCGUCUACCGUAGACCCCACCCCAUGUUAACGUGAAUGCAUGGAUGUUUGUGAAAUAUGUUAAUAGCCAAGUUCUAUACAACCAUAAGAGGUUGGAUCCUUGCGUGGUAAUUGCCCAUUAUCAAGUUUUCGCCAGUUUGUGCACUUGUGUAUGUAGGAGCUCUCCUUUCUAAAAUGCUUGUACUAGAAAGUCCUUGUAAUCGUUUACACAGACAGUAUCAUUAAGGAGAACAAAACAUUCAGCAAUAACACAGAGAAAAAGAAAAUAAUGAAUUUGGUUA